Penaeus monodon (black tiger shrimp) is the source of this 2059-nucleotide messenger RNA. RefSeq lists its product as uncharacterized. Lineage: Eukaryota; Metazoa; Arthropoda; Malacostraca; Decapoda; Penaeidae. The record is from RefSeq and is a predicted model, not a curated record.
CACACACACAGUAGUCUCGCACCAGUGCCUUCGCUCGCUUCCCUGUCGAGAAUAAAACCGGGUCAUGCUGUGGCUCAUGAGCUUGGGCCUCUCGCUGGUCUUCAAGGGCGGUGCAGUCCGCGUGGAAGAAGACUGUUUGGUCCAGGAUCAGCUCCUCAUAAAGAUACCGAAUCCCGGACCGGCUUCCUUCUUCGCCUACGUCCAACACAAUGGCUUUAUAUUCACGGCAAAACUUGUCUGUACUGUACCGCAACGACUCAUCUUUCUCAAUGUUACUAGUCGAGACGUCGUUUGGGAAGAUCGUUUUGCAAAACACAAGAAACAAGAAAGAACAAAGUCCCCGACAUCGAAAGAGGGAUGGAUGAGAUUUGUUGUCCAAGCGGAAACCUUACAACUUUCAGACGCCGAAGGACGUUUUUGGACCACCUGGCAGAAGUCUAGAAAGUGCAACUCCUUCAACAUUUCGAUUAACGGGGUGUUGGCUAAACAGCUGUGUGGCGGCGCAGCGAAGUGGCUAGUGACCAAAGACCAAUGCGCUUACGUCCACCUCCCACCUGCGAGUAACAACACGUUGAGUGUUAACUUCUUGUCAAACCAAUCCUUUGUUCCUGUUCUUAUGAGCGAAAUUUUCACGGCAAAAUUGGUUCGUCGGAAUGGCGAUGUGGUUCUUGUGAAAGACGAGACGUGUAGCGGAUGCCAACCCCUGGACGGUGAACACAAUGUCCUGCGCUUCCCUUUGUCCGCAAGCAGCCAGUUCACCAAUUCGUCGAGCACUGCCACACAGAUGGCCGGGAAGGCGUCUCCUCUUGCGGUGAAGGUGUGUUCGUCGUCAGGAGGAUCGUUCGUCGUCAGUGUGCGGCAGACACAGGAGGAUGAGUUCGAACCAUCGCCUAACCUAUAUAUCUAUGUGACGGCAGUAGCUGCGUUGCUGAUGCUCAUAUUAGCAUUUGCAGCAAUAACAAAGUCCUAUCAUCGCAACAAUAAUAAGCUUCCAGAUCCGCCCGUCGAGGAGGAACAAGACGAAGGACCUGCUACAGACUGUGCUGAGGAACCUGGUCUGCCCACGAUGUAUCGCUAUGCAAACAUCGAAUCACUUUACUUUAACCCAUUGUUCCAUCCGGUAAUAAGCCACCAGACUUUGCCAUACCCUGUCUUGUUUGGCGAAAAUCUCGCCCCGCAAGAACGUGACCUAGCGGUAGAUUCCGUCUCGUGUUCUUGCCAGACAGGACGAACAUGGAGCCAGCGAAGUCCGAACAGAACGGCGAGGGAAACCGAGACGCUACCCAUUCCCGGUUCAGAAUACGGUCCAGAUCCCGUUCAGCUAAUCUCAGCUGCUAACCCGGUCGACGUCCUCUCGAAUCCCGGUUCGAGGCAGAGUUGUGUGUCGUUCCCGGUCACAGGGCGGAGGCAGCCUUUCCAAGAGACCUACUACGACGAGAUGGUUCCCUUGGCCAACCUCCGGCCGCCGUCGAACUCGUUUGCGAUAGGUGACCCCAGCUGCUACGAGACCCUGAACAACCUCUACGACCCGGCAGACCCCCUCAUUCAACCUGGCUCGACCCCCCCGCUACCGCUACGACCUUCUCCGCUCCUCCCGUCCGGCCGCCGCUCACGACCCUUGCCACAGGAGGAUCAAACUUCGCCUCCUUCUGCUUCCAGAGAAUCUCCUGCCUGACUGACGGGCGCAAUGACUGAGUUUUGAAUGAUGAAGGUUGAAUAUUGCAGACUCUCGCAUUCUCCAUAGUUUAGAUGUGUGAUGUAUUGUCCACAUAACCGGACAAGUAAUGAAAAUAUACUUAAAUAUGCUAUUUGACACACUUGUCUCAUACGCAAUCAGAUGCUCGUUUGUUCACCGUUUACAAUUUAAAUACCGAUGUCAAUAGAUCAAAAGUUUUAAGCAUUAGUGGAUUUAGCCUACAUUUAAUUCCUACUUCCACAUCUAGUAUUCCUAGAUAAUCUGAACACGAAAUGCCUGAUGUGUAUGUAAAUUAUUUUACUCCUCUUACGCCUGUUGUGUUUCAGCAUAAUAUCGUUGGAUGUUUAUAAAUGUAUGUCAUAC